AUGAGUGCUCCGUUAAUCCCAAACAAGUCAUGUUAUGCCCAGCUUCAGGACAACCGCAGCGAAAUAAAAAAUAAUAAUGAAAGCAUAGUAUGUAUGGGGGAUACCAAUGCCAACCAAAUUGUAACAAAAGUUAGAACCUCUGAAGGGGAUGUUAAGAAACGUGCUUUGACAGAUGAGAGUGGGAAUAUACACUCUGGAGGAUCAGAGAAAGUUGCUCAUCUGAAUACAGAGCAGAAUAAACUUCUGACCUUCAAAGACUCUCGCACCUGUCACACCAGUGUACAGGAAAGUAAGCUGCCCUCCACCACAAGCAGGGAAAUGGGGAAAGAUUGUAGGACCAGUGAAGCUAAGAAUAUAUCAAGGCAUAUCAGGAUUAGCCGAGGACAAAGUCUGUCCAAUUUAAAAAGCAGCACAAAUGAUGCCAACCUGGAGGUUAUUUCCAAAGGUGAUGUUGACUUCACCCAGAACUUUUCUAAGGGUAAAAUGCCCAGAACGGUGGAGAUGGAGAGAAUAAAAAGGCUUUCUUUGGGAAGACCAAGUAAAUUUUCUCCUCAGCCUGAAACAUUUGCAAAAGACUGUGUUGGCCCUGUGUCAUGUAAACGUCUGCUUUCUGCAUCAUUGGACUCCAUCGACAGGUCACACCAUUUGAUAGGAAGUACAGAGAAAUCACAAAAAACAUCGACAGAUCACUUUCUUGGGAUGGUGUUUCAUCCACUUGACAAUACCUCAGAGGAAAAUAUUGUGUUUUAUUCCAAACCAUCUACCUCAGGGAACAAGAAAAUAAGUAAACCAGAAAAUGUACCAAAUGUUAAUGUUGAAAGCACACUGCAUACUUCUCAUUCUCAACAUUCAGCUGUUAAGCCCAAUGAGAUUGCUAGUAAAUCAGAAGCACAAUUAGGCCAGGGUGAUAAAAGUAAAAAACUGGAGCUUAAGACUGCACCAUCUCUACAGUCUAAAAAUGCGUGUCAACAAAAGAUUGAGAGAAUUAUGCUGGUAGAGUUCCUGGGAUGUCAAGAAGAUGAAAAUACAGCAACGCAGGAACAGAAAGGCUCUGGGUCUGAUGCAUCAAAAUUUCAAGCAUCCCAUUUUCCAGACACCUGUAAUAAAGUAGAGGAUCCAUUGUCAAGCCAGGUGGUAACCUAUCCUGAUGACACAUUACUAAGUGAUAACGUCACCAUCGGUGGGGAAGGGAGAGGAAGCAAUGACAGUGACAAUGGGACAACUAGCCAGGUUGGUGAGGAAUAUUUUACUGACAAAGAAGUGGAAACAAUAUUCCCUCUCACCUGCAACAGUAAAUCCAGUGGCAAAGUGACACCUAGAAAAAAAGAGAAUUUACAUGAAGUUGACACAGGUUGUGCUGAAACAGUUAGUGAAGAGAUAUCUCUUAUACAAAACAUUAAUCUACCUGACAGCAAACCUUUGAAAGUUAAUGAGAGUAAACUGACGCUAGUCAAAGGAAACACCGAGGAUGCUGCCGUGGCUGCUUCUGAUCUCUCAGAUCAGCGCAGAGCGUGCAGUGCAGAGACAGUGUCAAACCAACAACCUGACAACCACGACAGUGAUUCGGAAACCUCGAGCUUUUCAGUUCCAAGUAAAAAGACAGCUAAUGCACAGAAACAUCCUCCAGAGGAAGCAGCAGAGAGCUGUAACAUUUCAGCAAAGGCUGAUGCCGCCCUUUUAUGUGUCCCAACUCUUGUGCACCCGGUGGCAACGCUGGAUGUUAAUAGUCAGCCCAUGCUAUCAAAUAAUAAUUUGAAGGACCUUUAUACACUUAAUGUUGACAAACUGUCACCCUCCUCAGUCCUACCUCCCAUUGACAGUACGCAGUUGUUAAAUGUAUCCCCUAAAGUGCCUAUCAAGACUGCUUGCAGCAGCGCCAUCCCAAAACCUAUCCUGGUCCACUCCAAGGGCUCCCUUGCAGAUAAGGUGGAUGUGGACAGUGACUGCAGUGAAAAGCUGGAAGAAAGCAUCGAGAUGAAACCUGCCAUACCCAGGCCCAAACCUGUGAGACCUAAAAUCAUCACAUACAUUAGGAGAAACCCUCGUUCGAUAGAGCAGCUCGACCCUUCGUUUGCGCCGUCGGGGCUGCCCUUCGGUAGCCCUGCGUGUGGCUUGCCCAUCUCUACAGAGCAGAAGGUGUCUAACGGAGGGGAGGCGAAGCCCCCCAGCAUCCUGUAUGACAAAUUUAAACCUGACCUCCAGAAGCCAAGACUCUUCAGUUCUGGUGUGGUGGUGUCAGGAAUUCGGCCCCCGGGACAUCACUUUGGUCCAAUGAGCGAGAAGUUUCUGCAGGAGGUUGGGGAAAGGCCUCCAAAAGAUGAGUUUUGCCCUCCACCGUAUACUCACUACGAGGUCCCACCAAGUUUUUAUCGAUCUGCCAUGAUCCUCAAACCACAGUUAGGACUGGGUGCAGUGUCCAGGUUACCAUCUGCAAAAAGCAGGAUUCUCAUUGCAAGUCAAAGAUCCUCAGGUAGCUGUCUCCAUCAGCAAGGAGAAAUAACGAGUGCUCCCAGCCUCUAUCAUCCUGACGCUUCAGUUGAUCUUAAGAAAGGCUCAUGUCCAAGUGCUGCAAAGUCAAAUCUCCCUAAGCCGUGCCAGUCUGGACUUCGUCCUCCAGGUUAUUCACGGUUGCCAGCAGCUAAGCUGGCCGCUUUUGGUUUUGUCAGGAGUUCAAGCGUAUCCUCUGUCUCCAGCAACCAGUCAAAUGACAGUGCUCAGAGUGAUCAAAGCAGGACAACCAACCGUUCCAGCUUUGGAAAUGAAGAGCAAACCACUCCUAAGGCAUCUGCACCUUCUAAAGACGUCCCCAAGGGAGGGGGCAAGAGCACGACUCAGGUAUCGAGCAGCACAGCGACUCCACGCAGGAGCUUACUUCCAGCGCCGAAAACUGCCACAGGACCUGCUGGUCUGAAGAAAGAAGUACAGAAAGAUCAGGAUGCUAAUAAACCAGCUGUCUCAUCCCCUAAGAGAUCAGUGGUAACAGCCACCAAGCUCCAUUCACCAGGACAUCCCAAGCAAAGGCCAACCACCCCAAAAAAUGGAUUCUCCCCCAAACCAGGAGACAGUCGAGACACUGAAAAGCAGUUCGUUCAGAAAUUGAAGGAAAAGUGUGAUGAGCAGUCCCAGCAAUUAAGCAAUAUUCGAGAUGAGCUUAAAAGGGCCAGCUAUGGCUUUGAUGUCUUUGCUAUAACGACACAGCACUUUUUCAGGCAGAAUGAAAAUGCCCUUGUGAAAAUAAAGGAGUUAGGAGUCGAGCUUGCAAAGAUCAGAGAUGAAGUUGCCCUCAACACAGCGAGAUGGAAGAAACUACAGAGUGAGAAGGAGGAGCUGGAGAGGCGCUUUGAGAAGGAGGUGAAGCAGCUUCGCAGGCAGCAGCAGGAGGAGCUGCAGGCUCUGGAGCAGCGGCUACAGGAGGAGUACAACAGCAAGAAGGAGAGCCUGCAGGAGCAGCACAGGUUGCAGCUGGAGCAAGUCAAAUUGCAGCAUCAGGAUCAGGUGGAAGAUAUCACAGCUGUACACGAAGCUGCAAUGUUACAGUUGGAAAAUAACCACAUAGUUGCCAUUACAGUACUGCAGGAUGAGAAUGACUGCAAGAUUCGAGAACUGAACACUGCUCACAAACUGGAAAAGGCACAAUUAGAAGAGAAUUUUGAAAAACUGCGGCUGUCACUCCAGGACCAGAUAGACACCCUCACCUUCCAGAACCAAUCUCUUAAGGCCAAAGCAGACCGAUUUGAAGAGGCUCUGAAGAAAAACACUGAGGAACAACUGAAGAUUGUACGAGCUCCAUAUCUGCACUUAGAAAAAGAUCUGAAGAGCUUAAAACAUGUUCUGGAAAUGAAGAACCAUCAGAUUCACCAACAGGAGAAGAUGAUUAUGGAGCUAGAAAAACAGGCUGAAAAAAAUUUAAAACUGGAAGAAAAAAUCACCGUGCUGCAACAGCAGAAUGAAGAACUCAGAGCCAGGAUUGAGCAAAAUACUGUCAUAACAAGGCAAUUGUCAGAGGAGAACGCUAAUCUUCAAGAAUACGUUGAGAAAGAAGUGGAGGAGAAGAAGAAGCUGAGCAGGACUAAUGAAGAGCUCCUCUGGAAGCUGCAGGAGGGAGAUGCCGUGAGCCCCGUGAAACUCCCACCCACAUCGUCCACUUCUUUUUAUCGCUGCUCAUCAGGGAACUCCUCUCCAGCAAAAGUCAGAACCUUGCGGCGAUGAUUCGGCACUUGCGCGCCGAAGGUCCCCUGCCUCUUAUUAAUUUCCAAUCUGCUAAAUGUUACCAUCCAAGGAAGUAUUACCAUCAACAGGCGCACAGGGUUCGUGGCUGCAAGCAUGCUCGGUAGCUGCAUAGUUUUACAGUAGGCAGGGUACUCUUAUAGUCCCCAUAUAGGAGCUCUUGGUUCUGACAUGGUGAUUAGGGUAGCAAAAAAGAUAGCAAAAAGCUAGGACAGCAGGAAGUUAGGAUAGCAAAACGUUUAGUUUGGUGUGUUAACUUUUUAACUAUGGUUAGAGCCAAAAGUUGAAAAAUGCUAUAUUAAUGGUUCGUCAGAAUGAACUUUGCUGCAGUAUUUCAGGUUAGUUACAAAUACAGUUCAAUUUGUGAAUAUUUCUGUAUAUGUGUCUGUGUUUAUAUACAUGUAUGUAUUGUACCUUUAUACCUAUAUAUAGACGCACACACAUAUAUAUGUAGUUGAAGAUGUUCUGAAUUGCAUUUUUUAUAUUAUUGGAUACUACUGAGUGCUGAUAUAUUUUCAUUACAGUCAGCAGUUUUCUAACUUGUGCCUAAGACUUGUAUCUAAACAAAAUGCAUUUCUGUUUAGCCUCCCAGGAAUAUUUAUACCCAACCUAGAAGAAAGUUACACAGAAGUAGAAGCGCCUUCCAAAUGACCACCAAGUGGUACUCUAUGUAACAUGAACACCAGCGACUUUGAAAUUCUGAGACAGUACUGCCUUCAAAACCAUCACCUUUGCAAUGAACACCAGAUAAGAUACGCAUACCACUCACUGCUUUUUAACUCUUGUCAUCGAUUUUGUAAGUGGAGGUAGGCUAGCAAUGAGAAACCUGAGGGUUUUAGCAAAUUUGAUAGAGGUUACUGGUUAACGUGUUUCAAUUGUAGUGUCUUUAAAUCCUAGUUAGAUAUUAUCUUUUUUGACCUUGUGCUGGUUUGGAUACAAUCAAAACCUCUGGUUGCAGGUUCCUGUCCAUUUUGAUUUAUUUCAAGUCCCCUAAGCAAGAAGGAGAAAAUAAGUUCUUCCUCCUUGACCUUUGCUGGCCAAGAGGUUUCUAGUAUUAGGGUGAGAUAUGGGGCACCUGCUAGGGCUUUAGCCUCAUCUCGUCUGUAACACCAAAUAGAGCACAGAGGACUACAUGGGCGCAAAUGAGGUCAGAAUUUCUUUCCUUCCACAUAUAUACAUUAUUUCACAUUGCUAAAGCUUACCAAAAGUUACAGAGCACUUUUAAGAUUAAUGGAAAAGAGUGGCUAAACUACCUUUAACUUCCCUGCCUGCCUAGAAGCAAAAAAAUUCACCCAGGCUUGGGGUGACCCCCACCCAAGGGGGCAGCAAGGCUGAGGAGCAGCUGGGGUGGGAUGGGCUGCAGGGCCCUUGUGGACACUGCUAGCAAGAAAAAAAAAAUCCCUGAGCAUAAUUUAAAAUAAAGAGAUCUGUGGGAUGCUUUUCUAUCCAGCUUAGGGCAAAGAGCCUGUGUGCAUUCCUACUCAGAGCACCAAGGUCAUAGUAAGUGGGAAACGGUACGUGCAGCAAAUCCGUG
This is a messenger RNA of Gavia stellata (red-throated loon), 5761 nucleotides long. It is a transcript of the gene MTUS2, whose product is annotated as microtubule associated scaffold protein 2. The transcript is spliced from 14 exons. Bases 1 to 4209 code for a protein of 1402 amino acids. Gene Ontology annotation, molecular function: microtubule binding. The record is from RefSeq and is a predicted model, not a curated record. Gene Ontology annotation, cellular component: nucleus; cytoplasm. Lineage: Eukaryota; Metazoa; Chordata; Aves; Gaviiformes; Gaviidae.